Hippoglossus stenolepis (Pacific halibut) is the source of this 3143-nucleotide messenger RNA. Its product is annotated as E3 ubiquitin-protein ligase RNF31. The record is from RefSeq and is a predicted model, not a curated record. Gene Ontology annotation, molecular function: K48-linked polyubiquitin modification-dependent protein binding; ubiquitin protein ligase activity; zinc ion binding. Bases 524 to 2758 code for a protein of 744 amino acids. NCBI's taxonomy places the organism in Eukaryota, Metazoa, Chordata, Actinopteri, Pleuronectiformes, Pleuronectidae. Gene Ontology annotation, biological process: protein linear polyubiquitination; protein transport. Gene Ontology annotation, cellular component: LUBAC complex. The transcript is spliced from 19 exons.
AACUAAAGAAAAGACCUUAAUGUGUCAAAUGUUAAAUGGAGAUUGAGUUUCUGCGCAUCAGCCACAGUGAACAGGAAACUAGUGGAGCAGAUGCAGUCUGUGGUACUGGGAGCACUUUACGGGUCAGGCUGGUUCUGUUGGGCUCCAGCAGCUGACAGAGGUUCAUCCUCUGAGGAGAGUCUAGAUCUUUCAGAAGCUCAUCAGAGGAGCUCAAAGGAUCUUGUGGGUCUCUGAAGACCCUGGUCCUCCUCAGAGACUCGAACAAUCCACACCAGCUCCACAGAUCCUCUGAGAACAUGAUGUCAUGGUUCAAAGGAAUUUUAAAAAUUAGAGAAACUUUCACAUUAAAGCUUAAUGACUGAUCUUUUAUUGUGUUUUCAAGUGAUUUAUUUGUACCAUCACUCGAAUCCAGCUUUGUCUUUUAAUUUGAAAAGCUGGAAGCGCAUGUGGAUGUGUCGUCUUUACAUGAGAGCCUACAGCUGUUAGCCUGUUAGCCUGUUAGCAGGUGUAUGUGGAGCAGAAAAUGUCUCGAGUGAAAGCAGAGGACGAGCUGCGGACUCUGAUGGAGUGUAAAUAUGUGUUUCCAGAACAGACUGUGUUUGAUCUGCAGCGGGUUCGAACCCUUUACUCUGAUCUUCGACUCUAUGUGGAUUUUUAUUGUUUUCCAAACAAAGAGAAGAAGAAGCUGGUUUACCUGGCCGGGACACUUCCUGUUCACUAUGAAGGAAGUGAGUAUAAUAUCCCAGUGUGCAUCUGGCUUCAUGAGACCCAUCCAGUGUCCCGUCCUCGCUGUUAUGUCUGUCCAUCCGUCACCAUGCUGAUUAACCCGUCCUGUUGCUGUGUGGACGCCUCCGGCAACAUCAGUUUGACCGAACUCAAGAACUGGACACUUGGUGUGUCCAACCUAUCACUGCUCAUGUCAGAGAUGAGGCGGGCCUUCCAAGUCGACACACCCCUUUAUGCCAGGUGUCCCGAACAUGCCCUGCCCCUUGCAGAUGGAAGGUCACACAGCCUCAACCAUACCUCCAUCACCUCCUCUUCCAUCACCUCCCCCCUUCUGUCUGCACAGAAAGCCAGUCAAUGGGAGCAGAGCAGGGAGAUGAGGGUGAGGAAGUCGUACACUGAGGAGCUGCUGGGGAUCGACUUCAGUGCUCCUCCUUCCUCCUCUAAUCGCAGCAGCCUCUUGCUGAGCGCCACCUUCUCAGGUCUCCCUCCAGAGCCCCUCAGCAGGAUGAUGGGGGCUCUGAGACUGGAUGAGUCAAGUAGAGACCAACAGAGUGACUCACCUGAAAGGAUUGUCAAAUCAGAGGCAGCGAGAGACAAGCACGGAGCCGGCCCUGGACCACAACCUGGACGUCAUCAGUACAUGUGUCCUCAGAGUCAGUGUGAAGUAGCAGCUGGAGGGGGCCACAUCAAGAUGGUGGACCAUCUUCCGCCAGACCAGGCGGCCAUCUUCCUGUCUCUAAUGAGGAUGGAGGGACGGAACUUCAAGCCCAGUGAUGUCAUGGAGGCGGUCCGACUCAACAGAGACCUGCCAUCAGCUCUCAGGUUCCUGACUCACUGCUGCCCCAUCUGUCAAGACCAGGUGACAUUUAGCAAGAUCAUCACCAUGACUCACUGCUCCUGCUUCCUGUGUCAGACUUGUUUCAAAACGUUUUUCUCAGCGGCUAUUAAAGAGCGAAGCGUCGACCAGCUGGUUUGUCCUCAGUGUGGCAGACCGGAGGUCAAAGGUCAGGGGGCGAUGGUGGAGUCCAUGGAAUACUUCAACCUUCUGGACACUCAGAUCCGUCACUUCCUGUCUCCUCAGGUUCAUGAACUCUUCCAGAGGAAACUCAGAGAUCGAGCUCUUCAGGAGAUGAAGAAUUUCUGCUGGUGUUCUCACUGUUCGUUCGGUAUACUUCAUGAAGCUGAGCGACUGAGGAUGGACUGUCCCAACUGUAAGAAGAGUACCUGCUCUCAGUGUAGAUCACCUUGGUCCCGUCAUCAUCAGGGUCGGUCAUGUGAUCAGUUCAGACUGUGGCAGCAGCAGAACAAGUCAGACGACGCCACACUGCUCAGCUACAACAGCAUCGAGUGUCCUGGGUGUCUCUGUGUCUUCAGUUUGUCUAGAGGAGGUUGUCUUCACUUCACCUGCAGUCAGUGUCAACAUCAGUUCUGUGGAGGCUGCAGUCAGACGUUCAGCCAGGGAGCGGUCUGUGGGUUCUCUGUCGACUGUGGAAACAAAGGUCUUCAUGCCCACCACCCCAGAGACUGUCUGUACCACCUGAGAGACUGGAGUGUGAGCCGCCUUCACCUGCUGCUACAGUAUUACAGAGUGUCUCCUACCUGGUUUGAAGCAGCCAAUGGCAGCUCAUCUGACAGCGGUCUGACAGGAGUGUGUUUGGUUUUGGAGCUGAGAGACCACGGCAGCUUGCGGGAGAAGCCAUGUGGACGAGCUGCUGAAUACAGAGGAUACUGCCGGUUGCACUAUAAGGAGCAUUUGGUGGAGUUGAUCAACUGUCGCAGUGCCGACCCGGCCGUCCUCUUUAAUGUGGCAGAGAUGACAGCAGAGCUGCAGCGCUAUCAUGUCGCCGUGCCGACUCGGAAACCAGAGGAACUGGAGCCGCUGUACGCUCACCGUCUGCGUCUGACUCUAGCGAAUCAAGUUCCUCUCAGGAAGCAACCACGCUCACCACUGAAACUCCACGACGACCUUCACCCUCUGACCUCUGCUGUGACGACUGGAGGUCCGCCCCCUCCCAACACGCCACUCCAUUAAAAGGCAGUGCUCUGUCACCAUUGCAACCACUGACUGUGGUUUAGAGGUUUUGUUUUAAUGCCAGUGACAUCAUUGGUGACAUCCCCUGUCAGCUUCCCUCUGUGGCUUAUGAUUGGCUCACUGGAGUUCAUAGAAACACACCCAGAGAAAAGUAAAAAGGACCAAAGAAAUUCAAGCAGCCAAUCAGAGUUCAGAAGUGCCAUUAACUUCAACAAGUUAAAUGUUAAUGAGCAGAGACAAGUUCUAAUGUGCUAAUGAUGCUAACGAGCUUCUCAGUACACAGUGUGGUUAACAGUAAGCAUUUGUUAGCAUUUGACCAACAUUUGUGUGUUUUUAUUCUUCUGCACUGUUUCAAUAAAGGACAUAAUAAAUAUCUUUAAACAUC